This is a messenger RNA of Helianthus annuus (common sunflower), 818 nucleotides long. RefSeq names its product vacuolar protein sorting-associated protein 55 homolog. Lineage: Eukaryota; Viridiplantae; Streptophyta; Magnoliopsida; Asterales; Asteraceae. The transcript is spliced from 5 exons. The coding region runs from base 131 to 550 and encodes 139 amino acids. Gene Ontology annotation, cellular component: endosome. Gene Ontology annotation, biological process: late endosome to vacuole transport via multivesicular body sorting pathway. The record is from RefSeq and is a predicted model, not a curated record.
AAAACCUCUCCUCACAUAAUUUGAUGGUAAGGAUGUGAAUGCUCUAAAUCUACACGACAAUAAACCAACCCCCAAUUAUUAUCCAAUCCCUGGUUUUCUUCAUCUGUGAAAACCUUGAGACGAGUCAAGGAUGGCUGACUUACCAGGUUAUCUGAUAACCUGUUUGAAUUCUGGGAAACUUGCUCUUUUGGCUAUUUUGGUAUCGGGAGGGAUCGUAUUGCAAAUACUAGCAUGUGUUUUGUACAAUAAUUGGUGGCCAAUGCUAACAGCAUUGACGUAUUUGGUUCUCCCUGUGCCGUUGAUAUUGUUUGCUGGUUCGGAUACGUCUAUAUACUUCAAUGAAUCUGAAAGCAGUUGGGUGGAUGCAACCAAGUUCCUGACAGGAGCUUCAGCAGUGGGCAGCAUAGCAAUUCCUAUAAUCUUGAAGCAUGCCGGCGUGAUUACAUGGGGUGCAUUUGCAAUGGAGCUUUCGUCGCUUUUUGUGUUUGUUACGGCCAUAUCUUGUUUCCUUGGAAUGAAUAAUGAUGAUGGUGGGUAUAGUAUGAUCUAAGUCAGAUGAUGAUGAUGAUAUUGGUGUUUGGGUAUCGAAAAAGGGACCAGCUUUCUGUGGGUGUUUAGCCUUCAUCAACCGUUACGAGCUUCAUAGUCUUGUUUGUGUUGCAAAAUAUGUAAAUUUCUAGCAGACUUUUUCAGAUCUGAAUUUGUCUGAAUGUAAAUGGGUGGUGUGGGGAUAAUAUCCUUUUAAUUCAUGUAAUCAGAGUGUUGUAUUAAAAAAGUAUUGAUUAUAUGUUUCUAUGUUACAAAAAAAAAAAAAAAAA